This is a messenger RNA of Trametes versicolor FP-101664 SS1, 1954 nucleotides long. Its product is annotated as MFS general substrate transporter. The record is from RefSeq and is a predicted model, not a curated record. Gene Ontology annotation, cellular component: fungal-type vacuole membrane. Bases 99 to 1898 code for a protein of 599 amino acids. Gene Ontology annotation, molecular function: basic amino acid transmembrane transporter activity. Lineage: Eukaryota; Fungi; Basidiomycota; Agaricomycetes; Polyporales; Polyporaceae. Gene Ontology annotation, biological process: transmembrane transport; basic amino acid transport. The transcript is spliced from 19 exons.
CCCAGGCUCGCUUCUUGGCUGAUCCCCUGCUUCGAGAGGAGCUGUAAUCUUCCACUAUAUUGUGGCAACAGCCGUGUCCUCCCCCGCCGCCGCUCGCCAUGUCCGCUGCCCUCCACGCCCGCGACGCCGAUGAGACACGCCCUCUCCUGCAUGAUCACGACGACCACCCGCACUCGUACCACUCCGCUUCUUCCAGUCGGACCCAGUCGCCCGAGCCCGCGGAGCCGCCUUCGCUCAACAAGAUCUCCCGCAGCGACCUCAUCUGGGUUCUCGCUGGUCUCUGGAGCGCUGUAUUCCUCGGUGCCCUGGAUGGAACGAUCGUCGCAACACUGCUAUCGCCCAUCGGGAGCUACUUUAACGAAUCGAAUCGGUCUUCGUACAUCGGCACAUCCUAUCUGCUUUCCGUCUGUUGUUUUACUCCUCUCUAUGGUCGGCUGUCAGACAUCUUGGGCCGCAAAGGCGCGAUGCUUCUCGCCCUCUCCUUGUUUGGAUCGGGCACGCUCUUUUGUGGCCUCGCGCCCUCGAUGGACGCGCUUAUCGUCGCCCGUGCCGUCGCUGGCAUGGGAGGCGGCGGCGUAAUGACAGUCUCGAGUGUCGCUGUAACGGAUCUAAUACCCCUCCGUCAGCGCGGCCUGUAUCAGGGCAUGACUAAUAUUCUAUUUGGCCUCGGGGCUGGCUUGGGCGGCCCGCUCGGCGGGUGGAUGAACGACAUCCUCGGAUGGCGAUCAGCGUUCCUCCUCCAGAUGCCCAUCCUGGUGUUCUCGUUCUGCCUCGUCGCCCUCAAGGUCUCGAUCCGGCUCCCGGACGAGAUCGAAAACCAGCCGGUGCGCGCGAAGCUGCGGCGCAUCGACGUGCUCGGCUCGUUCACGCUCGUCGGCACCGUCGGCGCGCUCCUGCUCGGGCUCUCGCUCAAGUCGACGGAGGAGCUCCCGUGGGCGCACCCGCUCAUCUGGGGGCUGCUGCUCGCGAGCGCCGUGUUCGGCGCCGCGUUCAUCUGGGUCGAGACGUGCUGGUCGCCGUUCCCGGUCAUGCCGAUGCGCCUCAUCCGCAUGCGCACGCCGCUGUUUGUGUCGCUCUCGAACUUCUUCGGCAGCGUCGCCGCGUUCUCCAUGAUUUAUAACGUCCCAUUAGUAAGCUCCUCGCCCUGCGGUCUGCUGCGUUGGCCGUCGACUGACACCGCGAUGCCAGGCCUCCAUCUGUUGCCGCACUCCGUACGUACACGGAUGUCCUCCGUCGGCGUCCUAUCUGACCCCGCUGCCAGGUGGCCAUAUCCACGGGAAGCGUGUUUGCUGGAUGGUCAGGUCAUGCGCCGCACGGGCAAGCUGUACUCGCUGACGCUGUGCUCGUGCCUCCUCACGGUCGUCGCCGCGGCGCUCGUCGCCCGGUGGAACGAGCACUCGCCCGCGUGGCACCUCUGGCUCGACGUCGCCCCGCAGGGUUUCGGCAUGGCCGCGGUCAUCACGAGCACCCUCAUCGCUAUGAUCGCGAGUGUCUCGCGCGAGGACCUCGCCGUCGCGACAGGCAUCACGUAUUUGUUCCGGACGACGGGGCAGGUCAUUGGCGUCAGUCUGAGCGGAGCGCUCCUGCAAGCUAUACUGACCACCAAGCUCCGCGAGCGCAUACACGGGCCUAACGCCAUCGAGAUCAUCGACCAGAUACGUCAUUCAACGACCAUUAUUCCCCAGCUCAGUCCGGAGCUGCGGAAGGCGGCCGUGGACUCGUACGCGGACGCGCUGCGCGUGGUGUUUAUCUGCCAGGCCGUGCUCAACUUCAUGUGCUUCCUGUGCUGUCUGCCAAUCCAAGAAAAUCCAUUACCUGGAAGCCACGAAGAGCAAGAGGAAGCGUGGAAGCGAAGAGACUCGAACCGGACCGAGUCGGACGGGGAAGAGAGUCCAUGAUGAUGUAUACCCUGGAUCAUUAGUGUAAAAUAGUUAGAGAAACACUUGAACAUCCA